AUGGAGGAGUGUGCUGGCCUCUGCGGCGUGGGCUCUUCGUGGGGAUGUCGGUGUCGUCAGCAGUGCCCGGGCCCGGCUGAGACGGCAGCGGCCGAGGACAAGCGGUGUCGUCCGGAGCGCCAGGGCCCAGCUGAGAUGGCAGCGGCCGAGAGCAAGCGGUGUCGUCAGGAGUGCCAGGGCCCAGCUGAGAUGGCAGCGGCCAAGGACAAGCCAGCCCCGGCAGAAAAGCACGUGGAGGCGGACGCGGCAGCGCGGUGCUGUGCGGGGAGUGGAGGAAUCGUGAGCCCCAUGCCGCCCCCGCACUGCUCGCUGCAGGACCUGCCGGUGGAGAUGCUGGUGGAGAUCUUCGCCUCGCUCCCCGGCACCGACCUGCUCAGCCUGGCCCAGGCCUGCACCAAAUUCCACCACAUCCUGCACACCGACAGCAUCUGGAGACGGCGCUGCCGGGAGGAGUAUGGCGUUCGUGGAAACUUGCAGAACCUGGAGAUGAUCGAUAUGUCUUAUCGAGAAGUCUAUGCGAAGCUGUUCCCAUACAGACACAUUUUGGGAUUGUGGCAGCUAGAUACUAAGGGCUAUAGAACACUGCUGAAUGUCGUGGUGGACGGCUUAUGCAUUACUGGUUGGACGUACGGGUUUUCCCCUAACACCCAUGUGGAUGGCCCACUGCAAUUCAAGCCCGCGUUCAGAAUUCGCCUGAUGGAGAGGCAACCAGCCACGGUGGAGUGCUUGGAAGGCCUCCACAUCAGGCCCCACAACCGCCAGAUGCAGAUUCAGAAGGACAGGCUCACCCUCCGGUGCAACAAUAGAGACCACCGAAAGGUUUUAACAAUGCGACUUAGGGGAGAACGGGGGCGGGUGCUGGUGCAGGAGGACAGAAAUCAGUAUGACUGCCUGACCUACCGCCGCCUCUACCUCCCGCCGAGUCACCCGGGCGACCUCAUCCGGCCAGGCCUCUUCCAAGGCAACUACGAUGUCUUCGGCCUAAUGAUUGCCAUGCUCAGCUUCCAUGGGGAAUAUGCCAGGCUCACGAAGGUCACGGGAAACUCCAACGAGACCUCAGAGAUCCACCUGAUGCGCCGCAUCCAGCUGCGAGAUGGCGAGAUCUUCCGCAGCUUCAACGAGCUCUCCCGCGUGGUCCAGGAGAUUGAUGACCAGGUGAUCCGGGAGAAGCAGCAGAAGCAGCAGCAGCAAGAAAAUGGGACUGAGAAAAGCGAGGGCCAUGGCUGGCAGUGCCCUGCCCAGCCCAGCGCCCAGGAGUCCGGGGCUGCAGCUUUGGAGGAGCAGCCUGUCCCGUUUGUUCUGCCUGUGGGCGUGCGCUUAAGAAACCAGAACUACCCCCGAACCUGCAGGAUGUGUUUCUAUGCCGUGGACACUGUUACCUCAUAUGGCUCAGUGUCCAUACGCUUCCCUGGAGUCUUCAUCCUGUUCGAUGAGAACCACUUCGGGUUCAUCUAUCUGGAGGUGAAAUACUUCAUCCUAUUCGGCAGAGUCCAGAACACCUUCCAGAAUGUGGAGGCACCAUCCCCGCAGGCCUUCCUGGAGAUGCUCAAGGACAUUCAUUCCCCAACCCCUGGGAGGAGCAGCUUGCAGAUUUGA
Molecule: messenger RNA, 1596 nt
Organism: Myotis daubentonii (Daubenton's bat)
Lineage: Eukaryota; Metazoa; Chordata; Mammalia; Chiroptera; Vespertilionidae
Product: F-box only protein 31-like
Exons: 1
Coding region: 1-1596 (531 amino acids)
Source: RefSeq, a predicted model, not a curated record